Hymenoscyphus albidus is the source of this 996-nucleotide messenger RNA. The record is from the annotation of a GenBank genome assembly. NCBI's taxonomy places the organism in Eukaryota, Fungi, Ascomycota, Leotiomycetes, Helotiales, Helotiaceae.
AUGACGUUAACUGAAGUCAUUCAUAAAAACCAGUUACCGUGGGGACUCCGUCGCCUUCGUAGAGUAAAGCCCAUCUCCACAGACGUCCUCGAAGAAUUGUCGAAAAACGAUCACGUAAAUUCAGGGGCACCAUUAUCUAGUCCUCAGAGCGCUGUGACACCAGGAAAGCUUCUCAGGCUGUGGCUGAGAUCUCCUUGGGAGGAUUACACUCGUGUCCAGUCUCGAGAGCCUUCCCUCGCCUUUCGGAAAGGGGCAUACUUUCAAAAGGCGACAAUACGAGCCUUCCCCAAUUCUGGAGGGAUUCAACUUCUCCAAGCAUUCUCCAGCUUUCGACACCCUAACAUCGCCAAUGUUUACGACGUAUACUGCUACGACGACAGAAUAUUUGUUGCUUCAGAGUAUCUUGAGCUCUCCUUAAAUGAACUGGACUUUCACUCCUUCUCAUUCGCGGAAUGGGAGAUAGCUACUAUUAUUUUCGAAGUAUGAAUCCUUUAAAUCCUUAGUUGUAUAUCCUAACGUGCGUAGGUAGCAAGAGGGUCGGUAUACUUAUUGUUCAAGGGAGUAUCAUGUAAAGAGAUAUCCGUUUUCAAUAUACGAGUAUCUAUUGAUGGGAGCAUUAAGAUUGGUGAAUAUUUACUCUUGAGCAAUUGGUUUUAGAGAUAGACUAACUCUUUUCUAGUUCUAGACUUAGACCAAUACGAAUACGAAGCACCAGAUAAGAGUGCGCAGCUCUCACAUGUGCUCCUGGAUCUACCAUUUUUAUCUGAGAUAGUGGAAGAGAUGCUGCUACCACGAUAUCAUCUUAGCGAUGAUGAAGCAUGGUCAGAUAAUGCUAUCGAUUUCCUUUCGUGCUGUUUGUCUGGAUCUAUUGAAACUUUGCUAAAGGUAAGGAAGCUAGGUAAACUAUAUCAAAAUGAUAGCUAAUUAUUCAGCAUCCAUUUUUAGCCCAAGCCCAGUCAGCAAGCAGGCUGGCACCUCGUGUUCAAUUUGCUAUAG